UAAGAUGGUCACUGAUCCCAUAAAAGAAAUCAGUCUCAGCCAGCGAUAGUGCCCUGUUCAAGCCAACAGACAUGUCGGAAUUUCUGGAAGACCCGUCUGUGCUCACUAAAGAUAAGCUUAAAAGUGCGCUGUUGGCCCAUAACGUGGCUUUGCCGAAUGGCGACCAGAGGAAGGAUGUUUACGUGCAGCUGUACUUGAAGUAUCUGACCGCGCAAAACAAAAAGAGUAGCGGCUCUCCAGAUGUCUUUUCCAGCGACGAGGAUCUGCCUCCAGCCCCCGUGAUCUCCAACAGGAGCCGCUCUGGCAGGAAAGCCACUAGAAAAACGGACAAAGUUCGUCCAGAGGAUGUUGAUGUCACUGAAUUGAGCGAUGAGGGUUUGAAAGACCUGUUGCUGAAGUAUGGCCUGAAUGCUGGACCUAUUGUUGCGUCCACUCGUAAGGUGUACGAGAAGAGGCUUCAGAAGCUGCUGGAUCAGGGUCCUCCUGAAGCUGUGGCUCCUCUCUCAGAAACAUCCCAGACAGACGGCGGCCAGAAUGGCAACACAGACUCAGACCAGUACAGCGACAAGGAAGAAGAAACCGUAGCUCCAACCCCUGUGUCUCUGCCCGAACCUGAACCGGAAGUGGAGGUCGAACCCAUCCCAGUUGUGGAGAGACCAGUCAGGAGCCGAGGGAAAACGCCAGUGACCAGCAGGACACGCAGUAGUCAGCUUAACAAGGAGGAUAAGCAGGAGGACGAUUGGCCGGUUUUGAAUGUUAAGAGAAAGCCGAAGAGAUCUUCUCACAGGCUGGAUCAGAUGGUUCCCGCCAGCGACGACACCGAAAACUCUGAGCUCUCAUCUGCAGAGUACUUCCCUGUUUCGCAAGACAGGAGAAGAACAGGACAUGUGGCAGAAAGAAAAGAGCCGAGACCAUUGCUUAAAGACAGGACAUCACAGCUCUCGUCUAAGACUGAAUCUCUGAAGCGACGCAGCGCACCAGUCCGCUUGUUUCGGCCUGAUUUGAACGAGGCUCCCGCCACUGAUAAGGCAGUGCCAAAAGAACCCAAACCUUCGAAGCGGUCCUCCAUGUCUGCGACUGACUGGUCAGAAUCCCCUAAACAUCACAACUCUUCUUACCGCUCCACCAUAUCCAGUUCACAUGACGUUAGUCCAGUUUACAAGUUUGAUGAGAAUACCGCUUCCCCUCCGAUUAGGCAGCCCAAUCGAGAGCCGCUUGUUUCCCUUCUUAACACUGCUUGUGUUGAGGUUGAUGACCAGGGUAUGCAGGACAUCCUGAGCUGUAGACCUGCGAGCCGAGCUCCUGUGGCACAGGAAGUCAAAUCUGUCUCUGUAUCGAAGUACUCAAGGCCUCAUUUGAGUCAGAACAAACCCUUGACAGACAUGAGACUUGACUGCGAUGGCCAAAGAAAGGUUUUCCCAUCACACCCGCUUUUUUUUAGGGACUCCCGUGUGGCUCCAGAGGACUCUCUUCGUGUCUCGUUUGACCUUUCCCAGGGGAGCUGUGGCUCACCAGAAACCCUUCCCAAGACAAGACAGUCCAAAAUCACGCCUUUCCUCUCCCAAAUCACUUCUGUCCGAGGACUUGAUAGCAGCCAGACGGAGACACCAAAGAAGGAGAUGGUGGAAAAGAUGUCAGCCAUUGAUCAGACCCCGAGGACGGUAGAAAGAGAUCUGCUAAAAGAGAUCUUUCCCGAUGAAAACCUCAGCACUCCCACUGGAAUCAGUGCCACCUGUCGCCGGCCAAUCAGAGGAGCAGCUGGCCGGCCCCUGAAUGAGACCUGGCUGGACGAAUCCCGUCUCCGUCUCACAGAGUUCAGAGAAACCAGCUCCUCCUCCUACAAAGAGACCCGAUCAGUUCCACGCGUGUCCGCCAUCCCUCUAGCGGCUUCCAGACCUGCGGCGCCCCCUGCUGUGAAGACCAGAGCACGACGCAGCCUGCCUGUGUGGGUACAACUUGUGCUGCUGAGCGUGCUCGCUGGAUUCCUGUUCUUCGUCUACCAGGCCAUGGAAACUAAUGAGGUUGGACUCUUCAAGCAGAGCGGGGCCGUUGACGGCACUAGCAAAUGAACGUCAUGCGGCUCACCCAAGUCUUUGCCCUCUUUAUCAUACUCAGCCAGUACCUCCCUUUGAUUCUGCAGUCGUGGACUUUUAACUGAGAUCUUUAUAUAUUCAUACAAAGACAGAAACUCACCGAUUUUGCUUUUUUUUUUUUUUUCUCUGCUAUCAUACCCUCUUUGAGAUGAACUGGUUUAGAGGAAUGAAUCCUGGUUUUAAUUUUAAAAAUCACGUUUUUUGCCUUUGUAUGUUUGUGUGUUUUUCUUUGUUUUGUUUUUUUAUUAAUGAUAGUGUCGUCCUUAAGUCGGAAAUGCUGAAGGAGUUGGCUAAAUACACUUGUUUUGUUUGUGAACUACAUUUAGCGUCUACUUGUGACAAUAUUUUUGCAUUUAUUUUCACAUCUAGCGCUUUAAAGGUGCCACAUUCAUCUUAACGUUGAUGUAGUAUUUAUGUACAUGUUGUCGGAAUACAAAUAUUUUUCAAUAAACUGUUUUGCAAUGUAUUCUGGAAGAUAAGGUCAUUUCACUAUUUUAUUAUAGUUUUCAUCAUUUCAUUUUUGUUAUUUCAGGAUCUUGCAGGUGGUUUUAUAAAGCGUAACAUUUCAGCAAUUAACUAAUAACACCAACUGAAAGGGUUUGCAUCUAAAAAGCUUACAUUUGUUUGCUAAAAUUUCGAUUAUAUACACUGAAAUUUGGAAUAUAUACAUUAUAAAUUGUCAAUUUAAUCAACUUUUUUUAAAAGUAUGUCUUUGGAAACAAAUUUGUGUUAAUAAACGCAAGAACCUGAUACUUUAUGUAUUACAUUGGUCGAAUUGGACAAUGUGUAAACUGCCCAUUAUUUAGCCGUUUACUCUGCUUUAAAAACUGAUUUAAUAGCCUGAUUCUGUAUUUAUUUUACAUUAUAAGGUGCUGCAGAUUUGUGGGAUAAACCUGGGAGGGUUCAGAUACUUUUUAUGUAAAUGACAGAGUGUGGUUUAAUAAAGCCUUUUACCUCA
Pimephales promelas (fathead minnow) is the source of this 3051-nucleotide messenger RNA. RefSeq names its product thymopoietin a (gene tmpoa). The record is from RefSeq and is a predicted model, not a curated record. Gene Ontology annotation, molecular function: DNA binding. Lineage: Eukaryota; Metazoa; Chordata; Actinopteri; Cypriniformes; Leuciscidae.